AUGUAAUUAGAGGGUCCAAUAAGUUUUGAAUUUAAUUGUUUCAAAAAGGGAUAGAAGGGCACAAAACAAUACAAAGGAAUAUCAAAUAACAACAAGCUUGAUCUCUACAAAGAGAACGCCAAGGCCCCAAAAUAUUCUUUGCCCAUCUAAUUGUAGACUCACAUCAAAUGGGAGGUUGAGGAAGAGAUUGUUAAUGGGAAGAAGCACUACAAAAUUGUGUCUUUCAAAUUUUAAUAAAUUAAACAGAUAAGAGACUCUUAAAUUGCUAAGGUUACUUGUUUUUUUGGAGAUGAUGUUACUCUUUCUAAAUUAAAAGAACAUCUGAGAAAUAAAAUAAUCUUCCAAAGAAUUUAAGAUUUCUACACACCUCUCCAAACCUUGGGAAAAGGAGCUUCUUCGAGAGUGUUAUUGGUUAGACACAAGAACUCUGAACUCUAUUAUGCUGCCAAAUGCGUAGAUAAGUCAUAUGUCAACGAAACAGAAAAUGGGAUUGAAUCGAUGUUUCAGGAGAUUUCUAUCAAUAAUGACUUAGAUCACCCAUCAUUUAUUAAAUUACAUGCAGUUUAUGAAGGCGACAACACUUUCUAUAUGGUAAUGGAUUUGCUGGAAGGAAAGAGUUUGCACGAUGAAUUAAAUAGCCACAAAAAUGGAUUUCCUGAAGAAAUAGUGCGUAAUGUGAUGUGGUAAAUUCUGACUGGAAUCGAAUACAUGCACAAGAAGAACAUUAUGCAUCGGGAUCUUAAACCAGAAAACAUAAUGUUGCAAAGGAAAUCAGAUUUGAAUUCUUUAAAAAUAGUAGAUUUUGGGUUGGCAACCUACUGCAAUAUUGACAAGUAUUUGUUUCCAAAAUGCGGGACUCCUGGUUAUGUUGCACCAGAGAUAGCAAAUUUAAUUGAUAAAUCAGAAAAGUAUGACAAAGUAUGUGAUGUCUUUAGUGCUGGCGUUAUAUUCUUUAAAUUACUGACUGGUAAAGAUCUCUUCCCAGGUGUAGGAUUUAAUUUAGUAUUAAAGUUAAAUAAGCAAUGUAAAAUUGAUUUGACCCCACUACAAAUGAAGAAGGUAGAUCCCAGCAUCAUUAAUUUGAUACAAAGAAUGCUUGAAAAAGACCCCACCAAAAGGAUAUCAGCUAGUGCAUGUUUGUUGGAACCAUUCUUUGAAAAAAGCCACAUGCAAUUUCAAGAACUCAAGUUGCAAUAGACAUCCACUCAAAAAAAAUAAUUCUUCUCUUCUGGAGGAAAGAAUUUUCAAACUCAAGAAUUUCAAAGUGAUUCACCUUAAAUAUAAAAUACAAAACAAAUAGACAAGGGCUCUUUUGUCACCCAGGAUUGUGCAUUCAAAGGAUUCAAGGAACCCCAACAUGGCAAAGUCAUGCAAAAAUUCAAUACUACUGAAUUCGAUCAUGUUGAUCCCAAUAUCAAUGGAAGUCCUAUUGAAAAAAAAAAUAGUAAAUUUACAAACGAUUAGAUAGAGGAGGAGGAUGAGAAAUGAUACAAUAUAAAUAUUGAAAAUUUAAUUAUUUUUUUA
Messenger RNA from Paramecium tetraurelia, 1524 nucleotides. RefSeq lists its product as uncharacterized. NCBI's taxonomy places the organism in Eukaryota, Ciliophora, Oligohymenophorea, Peniculida, Parameciidae. The transcript is spliced from 7 exons. Gene Ontology annotation, biological process: protein phosphorylation; mitotic DNA damage checkpoint signaling. The record is from RefSeq and is a predicted model, not a curated record. Gene Ontology annotation, molecular function: ATP binding; protein serine/threonine kinase activity. Gene Ontology annotation, cellular component: nucleus; cytoplasm.